GGCGCUGCGUGCGUUGGCUCACAGAUUGAUCAGAGAUAGACAGAUCAAGAUGGCGGUGGAUUUUGCUGCAACCUACAAGAUUCUAGUUUUAGGUGAUAGCAACGUAGGUAAAACGUGUAUUGUACAUCGGUUCUGUGACGAAAGAUUUUACGACACUUACAUUUCCACCAUCGGAAUCGAUUUUAAACAGAAAAUAAUCAACUUGGAUGGAAUGCCCGUUAAAUUGCAAAUUUGGGACACGGCCGGGCAGGAAAGAUUUCGAACUCUGACGACGGCUUAUUAUCGUGGUGCUAUGGGUAUACUCCUCAUGUACGACGUCACUAACAUGGAUUCAUUUAAUCACCUAUCUUACUGGUUUCGUAACGUUAAAGAGAAUGCAGCUCCGGACGUGGUUCGUGUUUUGGCUGGAAACAAAUGCGAUGCCGAACAUCUUAGGGUCGUCGAUUACGAACAAGGAAAAAAGAUUGCAGACAGCUUCGAAAUUCCUUUCUUCGAAUGCAGUUGUAAGCAAAAUAUCAAUAUUAACGAGGCCUUCAUAGCUCUAGCUCGUAAAAUAAGAGAACAAAGAGAAAGAAGAGCUAGCAGAUUCGACGAGAUCGAACGUCAGGAAUGGGAAAAGACGGUGCUUCAUCAAACACAACAAGUAGCAGCAGGCAGCUAUCGCUGUAACUGUUAGCCCCUCUUUUAUCCGAAAAUAACGGAAAAGAAAUUUAUCUAAAAUUUAACUAAAAACUAAAAAAUAAAAUCUACACACAAAAAAAAUAAACAUUAAAAAUCUAUAAGGCAUGUGUGAACUACUAGAUUUGUUUUCACCGGGGUCAAAAGCAAUUUCUGCAUGCAUUAUUUAAAGGCGCCAUUUUGAAUGCACUCCGAUGCAUACAACACUGCUUGUGUUGGUGGCUAAAUUAUGUUGCCUUUCUCCUAAUUAUUCUGGCGGCAUGGACCAGUCGGGAGGGACGAAAGAAAAAAAAAAAGAAAAAAUAACGAACGCUUAAAACUGUUUUUUUAUAACAUUUGCUAAGUUGUCCAAAGGGGCCAUGACCCCCAAGAAGUCGCAAGCGCUUGAGAAGCUAUCUCCAAAGUCUGUGAUUUUCAGGUAUUAAUACUUGUAAAAAUAUACAUAUUAUAUAUAACUGUGCAUAUGUUUGGAUCGUAGCUUCGAAUGCAUACUUUUGCUAAAAAUAGUGAUAUUCCCCCGUUUUCUUCCUUUCAAACUAAGCUCGUGACCCGCGUUAAGUCAUACAAUUGUAUAUAUAUAAAUAUAUAUAUAUAUAUACACACACACAUACACACAGAUACAUACACACACACACACAUAUAUAAAUAUAUAUUGUGAGAGUAAUAUCCGAACUUUAAGUCUUUAAUUCGAAUAAUUGAAAAUGAACCAAAGUAAAUUUGUCAAAAACGUGUCUAUCGAACGUCCUACUGUCAGUUCUUAUGUAUUUUUCCUUUUGUUAA
This is a messenger RNA of Centruroides sculpturatus (bark scorpion), 1458 nucleotides long. RefSeq names its product ras-related protein Rab-8A-like. NCBI's taxonomy places the organism in Eukaryota, Metazoa, Arthropoda, Arachnida, Scorpiones, Buthidae. The transcript is spliced from 7 exons. Gene Ontology annotation, molecular function: GTP binding; GTPase activity. The record is from RefSeq and is a predicted model, not a curated record. The coding region runs from base 50 to 676 and encodes 208 amino acids.